Molecule: messenger RNA, 1404 nt
Organism: Asterias rubens (European starfish)
Lineage: Eukaryota; Metazoa; Echinodermata; Asteroidea; Forcipulatida; Asteriidae
Exons: 2
Coding region: 185-835 (216 amino acids)
Source: RefSeq, a predicted model, not a curated record
GGAGGUAUGACGUCCCGAGUAAAAUAAAACCCCUUGGCUGCAUUAACUGUAUCCAGCCCUCACUUAUAAACCUACUCUCAUCUAUAUCAGUUUAAACGGUGUGCUGGUGAAGAGUAUCACACAACUGCAACUUCGAGAAUUCUCUCUCAUUUUUCUUCCUGGACUUGCAUAAGAUUGACUGAAAAUGAGACUAAUGUUGUGCUGCAUCCUGUCUUUGGUUGUCAUGGCAACAGGCUUCCCGCAAGGGACGAUGGACAACUUCCAAGACCCUCUGAAUAUUGACACCCCAGACGACCAGGAUGACGGACAAGGUGCCAACGUCAACCCCCAGGGCAACCCUCAAGCUGGAAGCUCGUACUUCGUCCCCACUGAGGCAGAUAGCGCAAGCAGCUCCAGUAGCGAGGAGGAAGGGAGCGACACAGACAUGGGCUCUAGCGUGCCUGUCGGUAGCGUCCCCUCCGGUACGGCAGGCGCAGGCGGAAGUCCGGUCGUCGGUGCUGGUGCGGCGGGUAACGAAGCAGCCGGUGCAGGGGUACAGGGAGGCGGUGCGCAGGGUGGAGGGCAAGGGGGCGGUAACGCCGGAUCCACCGACCAGAACAGCGGUGAGCAGAAGCCAGGAGGCUCGCUGCAAGACGACCCAUCCUUCCUCUCCAAAAUCCAGGCACGACCUAAUGGCAAUACCCAGCUGCACACGGGAAGUGCUGGGCAAUCUGUGGGCAUUGCCAUCGGAGUGCUCGCCCUGGUGUCCGUGUCGACCGUCGGUAUCAUCUUCGCUAUCCGAAAGAAGAGAGACGGGUUUAUGAGGUUCUACACCCAGGCUAGCAGUGAGCUAUAGACCUAUAUUAAUGAACGCUAAUAAUCUCAAAACAAUGUUAACCAGACAUUAUUGACAUUCCUACAAGCUGUGCGUGCCUUUUUAACAACAACAUUUCAAUGAAAGCUUUAUAAUGCUGAGAAACUUUAAACAGUCUGCAAGAACGGAAAAAAGAAGACAAGAAAAAAAAAAUGCAAGAAACUUUUUGGAAGCUGCGCAGGAUGCCUUCAAAGAAAAUAAAGAUCGAAGCCAGUUUUUGGCAAAGCAACUUUUUUUAAUACCUGUAAAUAAUUUGAAAAAAAAAACUGAACUUAAAAAAAAGGACAACAAACCAUUACAGUAAAUGCUGCACUUAGGUCUAUCUCGUUAUUUUCAUUUUAUUCUUAUUUGUUGUUUCACUUGGAUUGAUUGAUUGAUCAUCGUGCGCUGCAACCAACUUCAGCUUUUUCUUAUUCCUAAAAAAAAAAAAAAAAAAAAAAAAUGUGAUGUACUAAAAUACGCUAAUUGUUUUGUACAGAGGAACGAUUUACAUAUUGUAUUUUUUUGUGCAGGAUACACAAAUAAAUUCUUGGCGUUGAACAUAAAUUAAC